Triticum aestivum (bread wheat) is the source of this 2692-nucleotide messenger RNA. RefSeq lists its product as uncharacterized. The transcript has 2 exons. The record is from RefSeq and is a predicted model, not a curated record. The coding region runs from base 20 to 835 and encodes 271 amino acids. Lineage: Eukaryota; Viridiplantae; Streptophyta; Magnoliopsida; Poales; Poaceae.
CACUUCCACUCCACCACUGAUGCUGGCGGCCGGUGCCGACCGCACCAUGCCGGAGGGGGCGACGGCAUUGGAGAUCCCCUCCGACCGCCCGGUGUUCUUAACCAGCCUGUCCUACGGAGGGGGCCCUCCGGCCGCUACGGCGGUCUUCCUCCCCCGGGAGACGCUCACGGUCACAGGACCCCCGGCCACAAUCAGUGUGUACGUCAACUUCGUCCUCGACCCCGAGCUGGAGCACUACUGGCGGCGCCUCGCGUACGCCUACAUCACCCCACCGGAGGCCCCGUGCCGCGCCGACCCGGGGCCCUUCAUCCGCCGCGUCUUCCGCACCCUCGCCCUCGACCUGCCGCAGAACUUCGAGCUCCUCCCUCCCGAACACGGCGCCGACAUGGCUGUGCGCUUCCGCACGCCCGACUUCCGGGAGGCGGCCCUGCUGCGGCAGCCGUUCGUGCUCGACGGCGUCACCGUGAAGCUCCUGCGCGACGGGGAGACCCCCGACACCAUCUGGGUGUCGUCCGACUACCUCGUCCACGCCGCCCUGCGCGAUUACCCCGUUGAGCAGCGCACAGAGGAGGGGAUCAGGUGGAAUUGCUGCAGAUUCGGGUACGUGCGCGAGAUCGACCCGGCCUGCUUCGCGGCGCCCGACCUCGCCACCGUCCGCGUCGUCCUUGAGCUGGAGCACCCUCGAGAGAUCCCCCACGAGCUCCGAAUUGACUACAAUGAAGAUGAUGGCCCCACCAGUGUCGUCCCCGUCGAGAUCGUCAGUGUCUGGCAUCACUCACACUCCUACGACGCCAAUGGACACAAAGAGACAGUAGAUGAUGCACUGAAUUGUUGACGCUCAUCAAGCACAUCGGCAUCUAUUUUCGAGGACGCCAACAUGUUGUCCACGAUUUCAUGAAGGUAACAUUCGAGCACUGCCUUGUAGACGCUCAUCAACCUAAUCGAUGGCAGACUUUGAAAAUCCUACUGAAAUUUCUUCGAAUAUACAUAAAAGUAAAGCUAGUUUGAAAUUUUUAUGGUGCAAACUGUGAUCGGUCAUUUAACUAUUUUGAUCAAACAAAACUUACCUUAUAUUAUCUUUUUUUUAAAGAAAACUCCUUUGAGAAAUACCCCGAAACCAAACUGGCCCUAAGCAGGUUUAGACAGGAAAAUAAAGAAAAGGAUAAUAACAAAAUAUUUACCAUUUCUUUAUCUGCACAAGGUAUUAUUAUUUAUUCUCUCUAAUUGUACAGUAAAUCAUUAAAUCAUAGUGUGACUGUGUGGUUUACGUGUGCCUGAAUGUGGAACCUGAAUUUCUCAACUGCAUAAACUGAAUUCCUCAUUGCUAGUUGGGAGAUAAAGUUACAUAUAAUGAAGCAAAACAUGUUGUAAAGAUGGUCCAGUUUAUCGAGCAAAUAUGAUUUCGGCCCUGCUUCAUGGCCCGGUAUUCUCCAUUUCGGAAGUAUCUUACAUUUCUUUUAGCUGCAAAGAAAUGUAAGGUAACCUUCCAAAUCUGCAUCCCAUGCUUUGAGUUAUUAUAUUCUUCUGCAAAAAUCAUCUAUCAUGUUAGCAGCUGAGCAAGCUGCAGUUUUUUUAUUUCUUGACUAUCUGGAACAUGUAUACAAUGUAAACAUGUAUCUAUCCUUAGUUUAUGUAGGCCAGAUUCUUAAUUAGAGUCAUGCCCAGGUUAGUUCUCCAAAGAUAUCGCUUUAUUUUACCUGCUGAUAUAGUGGAAUGUGUGCGUGGAUGAUAUUGUAGCUUGUUUGGGAUUAAUGUGUACUGUAAUCAUGCACCAUUUUGUUAUGCAAUUUGGGUUUGAGAAUGGGGGGGAGGGGUUGCAGAGAGUCAAUUAACAAGUCACUCAAUACAAUCCUAUCUUUCUCUUGCAAUAUACUACUUGCUAUAAAAACAUACAUUUGUUAGGAACGGUGGAAGUUUCUCUUGCAAGUCCAGGUUUUCAGACCCAAAAAAAUCCUGCAGUUGUUUGGGUAAUGUGUAAUUUUUAUUAGGAGAUUUGUUAUGUAGUUAAAAUUACCAGAAUUCAUACAGGAAAGAGACAAUAGAUGCUGUGUUUAAUGGUAGUUGCUCAUCGAGCACAUCGGUGCCUAUUUUUGAGAACUUCUACAUGUUGUCCAUUGAUUUCAUGAAGGUAACAUUUGAGUACUGCCUUAUAGAGGUGAUUGUAGCAGCAUGCGCUCUAGCUCAAACCAAAUUGAUGGGGGCUUUGAAAACCCUUCAGCAAUUUCUUCAAAUAAAUAUAAAUAUAAUGUUACUUUGAAAAUUUAUGGAUUUAUGGUGCAAUCUUCGACCGUUCAUUUAAUUUUGAGCUAAUACAACAUAGUUUUUAUUCUUUUUUUAACAAAACUUCUUUGAGAAAUACCCCCAAACCAAACUGGCCCUAAGCAGGUCUAGGCAGAAUAAUAACAAGAUAGUUGCAAUUUCUUUAUCUACACAAGGUAUUGCUAUUUAUUCUCUCUAAUAACUAUACAGUAACCGUGUGUUUUUCACGUGCGUGAAUGUGGAACUUGGAUUUCUGAAUCGCAUAAACUGAAUUCAGCUUUGCUAGUUGGGAAAUAAAGUUACAUAUGCAGCAAUACAUAAAGUUGUCCAGUUUAUCGAACAAAUAUGAUUUUGGCCCUGCUUCAUAGCCUGGUAUUCUCCAUUUCGGAAGUAUCUAACAUUUCUUUUAGCUGUAAGCAAAUGUAAGUUAACC